Molecule: messenger RNA, 2972 nt
Organism: Onthophagus taurus
Lineage: Eukaryota; Metazoa; Arthropoda; Insecta; Coleoptera; Scarabaeidae
Product: patj crumbs cell polarity complex component
Molecular function (GO): protein binding
Source: RefSeq, a predicted model, not a curated record
AAUCAAUGUCGAACUGUCACAAGAAGGGUGUCAGUUCGAUAUUAAAUACUUUAAGUACCAUUUUUUGGUUUCUACCUAUAAGAUAUAAAACAAAUGUGAUAGUUUAGCAACAAUAAUCUAAAUUUUAAGCGUCGAUUCCGGUGUAAGUAAUAAAAAUGCAUCUUAACGCGGAUAUUUCGAGCGCCCUGCAGCUGUUAGAAGACAUCAAACAAACGGUUGAUGAACUGGACGAUCCCAAAAUCCAAACAAACACCAGCCAGGAUAUAAAUUUAUUAAUUUCUGUGUUAGAAAAUCCCAUCUUUAGAAGUAUAGUAACCGUACAAGAUUCAUUGAGUGAGUUAAAUCAACAGUUAGGUCAACAUCCAUCAAUUCUCCCCGUUGAUUUUGAUAUCACCCCGUCUGGCGAGUUAGUUUUAAACGUCCCACCGGGCGGCGAAUUAUACGACCAUGGGUAUGGGGAAGCUUAUCCCCAUUCAAGAGAUUUCGAUGAGCAACGCGUCCCUUCAGCUCCAGCCUCUCCAAAUUCGCCGCAAAUCCACGGUUUUAACGAUGAUAAAAUGGUUAUGAUUGAUGGAAAACCUUUGGAUUCUAAUAUUUCCCAUCAAGAGGCCUUACGCAUAUUGCAUAAAUCCCCAGCUAUGGUUCUAAUGCCCCGUCCAGACGACGAUGUUAUUCACAGAUCCCCAUCGGCGGUUAGUGACACAUCCAAAGCCGGAUCAGACAGCUUAUUGGGCACUGAAUGGGCUCAAGUUGAAGCGAUUGACCUACUUAACGAUGGAACUGGGUUGGGAUUCGGUAUUGUUGGAGUUCGCACAAUGGGAGUCGUCGUUAAAACGAUAUUACAAGGAGGAGUUGCUGAUAGAGAUGGGAGAUUACAAAGUGGUGAUCAUAUAUUACAGAUUGGAGAUGUAAACGUACACGAGAUGGGUUCAGAACAAGCAGCCAACGUAUUACGUAAAACCGGAAGUGAUGUUAGGCUUGUAGUUGCAAGACCCGCAGAUACGACAUCGCCUGAGUAUAAAUAUUUAAGUUCGACAGCGCCGUUAGUUCCAACUCGUUUGUUAACGCAACCGAAAGAAUUAGAUCGUUAUUUAAUACAACAUAAAUAUUCGCCUAUAUUCCAAAAGCAAUCAGAUAAAUUCAACGAGUUUUUGUACGAACAACAACCCAAAAAUUACAUGGCAAGUUUACCCCGAAUCCCAGCAUCCCCAUCUUUACCAUCAUUAAAUUUAGAUAUGGCCAUGAAAAUGCCCGAAAUGGAAAAAUUCAACGUCGAGUUAAAAAAAGAUGCUAACGGGUUAGGUAUAACAAUAGCCGGUUACGUAUGUGAGAAGGAAGAAAUAUCGGGAAUUUUCGUUAAAAGUAUCUGUAAGGGAAGCGCGGCGGAUUUAAACGGAAAAAUACAAGUUAACGAUCGAAUUGUUGAAGUGGAUGGCAUGUCUUUGCAAGGAUACACUAACGUUCAAGCGGUAGAGGUACUUAGAAGUAGCGGAAAUGUAGUUAAUCUUUGUUUGGAACGAUACCUUUACGGCCCAAAGUACGAACAGUUGCAGAAAGCAAUUGCUGCCAACGAAAUGAAACCGUCUACACCCACUAGCCCUCCUCAAACAACACGAUACCAAAAAUCAACGGAUGACGAAGAAUUUGAGCCGGUUGAAGCUCAAAACGAACAUUUGCGGUUUUGCGAUGCCGAGUUCACGCCGGCGAUUGAAGAAACGAUUAAAACGAAAUGGCAACAACUAAUGGGCCCCGAUACGGAGAUUGUCGUUGCUAAUUUAACGAAAUUUGGUGAAAGAGGGGGUUUAGGAAUUAGUCUUGAAGGCACCGUUGACGUUGAGGACGGCCAAGAAGUCCGUCCGCAUCAUUACAUCCGCUCGAUUUUACCGGAGGGACCCGUUGGCAAAAAUGGUAAAUUAAAAUCGGGCGAUGAAUUGCUUGAAGUGAACGGACAUCGAUUAUUAGGGAUGAAUCAUCACGAAGUUGUUAGCAUUUUAAAAGAACUGCCCAUCAUUGUACGAAUGGUGUGUGCUAGAUCCACAAAUAAUGCAUCUAGUUAUAGAGUUAGUCAAGGAUCGCCAUUUUCAGAGAGGGGGGCAUUGGGUGGUAGUUUACAAAAUCUUCAACCAGCUUCUGAUAGAUUGGUUAAAGCUAAAUCGGAUGGUUCAAUAGCUACAAGUAUAACAUCGGCGGGAAAUGGUGAUACAUCCUUCAAUAAAAUUAAAUCAAGAUCGUUAGAACCCUUAACAGGCUUAGCAAUGUGGAGUUCUGAACCGCAAAUAAUCGAAUUGGUUAAAGGCGAACGAGGGUUGGGUUUUUCAAUAUUGGAUUAUCAAGAUCCUAUCGAUUUGAAUGACACUGUUAUAGUAAUUAGAAGUUUGGUACCUGGUGGUGUUGCUCAAUUAGAUGGGCAAUUAAUUCCUGGUGAUAGAUUACUUUUUGUAAAUGAUACAAAUUUAGAAGACGCUACAUUGGAUCAAGCUGUUCAAGCGUUGAAGGGGGCGCCGAAAGGUAUUGUUCGUAUUGGUGUAGCUAAACCACUGCCAAUUCCAGAUACCGUCGUGCAUAAUGCACAACAGGUAGACUCUGAACCAAGAUCUCUCGCACCUAGCAUUUUUAAAGAUUGAUAUAAAAAAUGAACCUCUCUUAUCUAAAUGAUUAAUUUUAAUUUUUUUCUUUUAAAUUUUUAUUAAGUAUAUCACACCAUCCCCUCCGAAUUUUCGUCCUUUUUAUGGUCGUUCACCUUGAACAUGGUGAUAAUUUUUAUAUAUUAUUUUCUUUUUUAUUAAUAUUUUUAAUGUGCGGUUGUUUGAAAUAUUUAUAUGCAUAUCAUAACCUAACACACAUUUUAACUGUUUGUUAAACAUUUCUAAUUCUCAAUAUACCGUUUCUCUUGUUACAUCAAAUAAAUAUUACAACUUAGAUUUUACUAUUAUUUAAGAAAAAUUCUAUUGUACCGAACUGAUAAUAAAAUU